This is a messenger RNA of Fusarium redolens, 1479 nucleotides long. Its product is annotated as major facilitator superfamily domain-containing protein. The record is from RefSeq and is a predicted model, not a curated record. Bases 1 to 1479 code for a protein of 492 amino acids. NCBI's taxonomy places the organism in Eukaryota, Fungi, Ascomycota, Sordariomycetes, Hypocreales, Nectriaceae. Gene Ontology annotation, cellular component: membrane. Gene Ontology annotation, molecular function: transmembrane transporter activity. Gene Ontology annotation, biological process: transmembrane transport. The transcript is spliced from 6 exons.
AUGACUGUCCCUUCGGAGCCCCGAAUUUCCGCCUCUUCAAAGGAUGCGAAACCUAACACUGGCUUCGAGGCCGUUCACGAUGGGAAAGUCCUCGAGCAGAAUGGAGUUGAUGAUUAUCGCGGAGACUACUCGGGUGCUGCAACCAAGACUGACCCUGCUGAGAUUGCCUUGGUCCGCAAGCUCGACAGGAUGAUAAUGCCUAUUCUCUGGGCCAUGUACUUCCUCAACUACCUCGAUCGAAAUGCUCUACCCCAAGCACGCCUGAAUAGCCUCGAAAAAGACCUGAACCUCAAAGGUGUUCAAUACAACACCGCCAUCUCGAUUCUAUUUGUUGGUUAUCUCUUGAUGCAAAUUCCCUCAAACAUGUUCAUGACACGAACCCGACCGUCCAUCUACCUAUCCUGCUGCAUGAUUUGUUGGGCCGCCGUGUCAGCUUGUACCGCAACUGUCACGAAUUACUCUGGCCUGAUUGCUUGUCGGUUCUUCUUGGGUUUUGUUGAGGCUCCAUUCUAUCCGGGCGCCCUCUAUUUGCUAUCGAUCUACUACACUCGGAAAGAACUCGCUACACGCAUUUCGCUGCUCUACACUGGCCAAGUCGUAAGCACCGGCUGUUCAGGGCUUAUCGCGGCAGCAACAUUCUCUACACUUGACCAAGUCAAAGGAAUUGCUGGUUGGCAGUGGCUAUUCAUCAUUGAAGGCUCAGUGACCGCUCUUAUCGCCGUCUUCGGCUUCUUUCUACUCCCCGAUGACCCUUCUGAGACUCGAUGGCUCACCCCUGAAGAGCGCGAACUUUGUAUCAAGCGAAUCAGUCGAGAUACUGUCGGCCAGCAGGUUCGAGGCACAACUUGGGAAGGUCUCAAGCAAGCUUGCAAGGAUCCUCGAACCUGGCUUUUCUGUCUUAUGCAGAACCUCCAUAUCAGUGCAUGCUCCUUCAAUAAUUUCUUCCCGACCAUCGUCCGUGCCAUGGGAUUCAAGUCUACUACGGCGUUGCUUCUCACCGCGCCCCCAUAUUUUGUUUCUGGCAUUCUUGGUAUCCCAUUCGCAUGGUCGUCUGGCCACUUCAACGAGCGGACCUGGCAUAUCACUGCAGGCCUCUCUCUGGCUGUCAUCGGAUUUGUGAUGUCAUGCGCGACUGUCAACGUAGCAGUGCGAUAUACAGCAACUUUCCUUUAUGCUACUGGCGCUUACUCGGUUGGAUCUGUUAUUCUGGGCUGGGUCAGCAAUACCCUCUCUCAGACUCCUGAGAAGAAGUCGGUUGUGUAUGCUCUGGUCAAUGUUACAGCCAACUUGGCUUACAUCUACUGCGCCUACCUUUGGCCUUCAUCAGAUGGUCCCGAUUAUCUCAUGGGAUUCUCUACCAUGGUGGCCUUUGCUGCCACGAGCAUCAUGUGUGCCUGGGCUAUGAGGUUCUGGUUGAAGAGACUCAACCGCAAGAUUCUUGAGUCAGAGAACGAGGCAGUUGCUCUUUAUGCCUACUAG